Cavenderia fasciculata is the source of this 3504-nucleotide messenger RNA. RefSeq lists its product as uncharacterized. The record is from RefSeq and is a predicted model, not a curated record. Bases 1 to 3504 code for a protein of 1167 amino acids. The transcript has 12 exons. NCBI's taxonomy places the organism in Eukaryota, Evosea, Eumycetozoa, Acytosteliales, Cavenderiaceae.
AUGGGAUGUACAGAUAAGGUGAUCGAUUUCUUUGGGAAAAUUUCAUCAAAGACAUGCCAUCAUAAAAGCCCUCAUUUGAUUGUAAAAAAUAUUAAGAUUAAGAUUAUUAUUAUUGUACAAACACAUCGAUACAUAGAUGAAAAUGAAAGCUUAUUCCCACACCUGUCUAUUCAUCAUAGUGUUGGUGUUGUUCAUUUCCAACACACUCUCUCAAAAUCUCAGUCCCCAAGAGUUGAAUUCAGCAAUAUGGAUCAUCAAACAGUACAAAGUGGAUGCUCCGAUGGAUCAAAAAUUUUACCAAUUUCAAAUACACAAGACAACGGAAUGCCAGAUGCAAACUUACAACUCUCAUUCCCAGAGUUGGUAGAAGUAUAUAUAAAAGAUUCAACUGGUAUAUCAAGUGUAGCAGACCCACUAUUAUCUCUUUAUGAUCAAAUGCCAACAUGUUGUCCAAAGAUAGAGGAGCUUCAGUUUGGAGGAGACCCAACUUUAACCAAUUUCCCAAAUAAUUUUUCAUCCAUCUCUACAACUCUGAAAAGAUUUGUAGCUUCCCUUAUUGGAAAACAAACAGUUAAAUUCCCGAGUCAUCCAUCACUUGCUCAAUUGGAACUUUUUGGAGAUGAAACUACUACCGAGAUUGUUAUCGAUGACAAUGUUUUGCUACCCAAUCUCAAUGAGACUGUCUUUGGUGUUGUUGUCAAUGAAAACCAUCUUCAAACUAUUAGCAAUUUUACUGCAAAGUCAUUCCCAGCUCUCAGAUUAUUAUAUCUACUACUUCCAUUUUCUAUUCCUCCAAUCCACCUAAAUUUAGAUCUUCCAAGUCUCUAUUCAUUGUUUGUUCCACAAACUGACCUCACCACUCAAAACACCAUUAUUCACUUUAAUGAUACAAAGGGUCCUGUCGUGUUUACUGGUGUAGAAUAUGAUUCAACUGUCUAUCCAUUCUUGAAUGGGUAUCCACCCAAUGUUGAAUAUAUUGAUUUCAGAAUGACAUCGAUCAAUAAUAUUCCUCCAGUUGUCAUUCCUUCAUCUGCCACCUCUAUUAAUUUAACAGGUUGUCCAAUUACAUUACCAAUUGAUUUCAAUACAGUAUUACAAAACACUACUGGAAAUUUGGAAUUAAUAUUUUUUGGAAAUGGAAGCAAUCCUUCACUUGUUGGACCACUGUCCCAAGAAACUGCAUUGUGUAGGUUAAAAGGAUUACAGUUGGAGGGUACUGGCGUCACUUCGAUUCCAGAUUGUUUUUGGUGUUAUCAAAAUGAACCAACUGUUAGAUUUGCUGUUCCUGCCUCUGUUGUCUUCCCAGUUGGAUUUACAUGUCCAAUAACAUUUACCUCAACCAAUCUAGUCACUGUAUUCAAAAAGGCUAUUAUCAAGGGUAAAAACCUGGGUUGGGGUGCAAAUGUCGGUGGAAAUACUCUGGUUCCAAUUGUUCCAAAUGAGCAAUUACAGGCUACCAUCAAUGGAGUUGCAACCGACGGACCACCUCAAAAUAUUAGUAUUCAGUUUAGUAAUGACUAUCCAGCUUAUACCUAUCCAUUUAAAGUGAUGGAGGCUGGAUUCAAUGUAACAACUACUACUGCUACUCAAGAACCAAACCAUAUUACCAUCACAAUUACAUUCUCUACUGUAAAUACCAAUAUCCUUCAUUUCGUAUCGAUUAAUGGAAAAUUUGCAACGAUCGCCGUCAUUAAUAAUGUUCCCGGUGCCUCUCAAUUUGGAUUCACUCCUACCCUUUCAACUGGUACUUAUAAUGUUACUAUUUUCAAUGCCUAUUAUUCAGUCACUGUUCCAAAUGUUCAAUAUAUACAAUCAUACCCAAUUGUCAAUAAUAUCAUAUCUGAUUCAAUUAUUUUAAAUGGUUCAAUCAUUCAAUUGGAGGUUCAUCAAUCACCAUUCAAAAUAGUAAACAGUCAAUACAACUACUCGGUAUGUUCAAUUACCGAGUUUACAACAACUAGAAUAUCGUGUAAGGUAGAGUCACCAAUUUCAAGUGGUCUUGCUACUUUUAAUAUCACUGUCGAUGGAUACUCUAUUCUCAAACAAUACACUAUUCAAUCAGCUCAACAACAAUGUGAGAGUGAAACUAAUCAUUGUGCCAAUAAUGGUGUUUGUACUCCAGAUGGUAUUUGUGAUUGUAAUGCCAAUCAAGGUGGCUAUUAUAAUAAUUGUUCAAAACGUAUGCACAUUAUUGUAUUAAUUACUAUUUUUAAAUUAUCCUACCCAUUUGCAACGAGUGGACAAGUGAACGAUCAAAAUACAACACAACGAUCGAUUAGUUUAUUUGGUGACUUUGGACCCAAUGCACUGACCAACUCAUCGGUUAGAAUCAACAACACAAUGAAUUGUAUUAUCAAUCAAUUAGAAUCAACUCAAUUCACCAUUCAAUGUCAACUUGAAUCAUCACCAACCAUCUAUGGUCCUGCUUCUGUUCAAUUGAAUGUUGAUGGAUUGUUGUUUGACAGUAAAACAUAUCUUAUAAGAUUCAUUAAACCUUCGACUGGUGGAAAAAUGGAUAAAGAAAUAUGUGAAGAAUCCACUCAAUAUUGUUUUGGACAUGGAACAUGUGAUGACAAUGGAAUAUGUCAAUGUCAAAGUGGCUUUAAUCCUGUUGAUAAUUGUUUGACUAAAUUUGUCGAUAAUUCAUCAUACAUCCCCAACCCAGAAUCACCAUCAACAAAUAUCAGCGUGGAUGGAGUUGAAUUUGGAUUUGAUAUACUUGCCAUUCAAGAAAUAGGAUUGGACAAUGAAAUUGUCAAGGAACUAUUGACCAAUAGUUGGAUAUCAAAUAUCACAACCAACAGUACAUUUACAGAUGCAGUCUAUCAACUAGUAAUCUCCAACACAAGUAUCUUAGCAGACACACAAGUAACAGUCAACAUAACAUUCUCAACACAAUCUCGAAGCAUCACAUUUGGCAACCAACAACUAUUGAUCAAUCCCAAUUCAAUCAAAUUGGCAGUAUCUAUCAAUGGUUGGGAGUACUCAUCGAAUGUAGCAACACUCAGAGUAGUAUUAAAGACAACAACCAACAACCAACAAUCAAUCGAAUACGAUUGCAAAGAGACCAACGUAGAUUCAUUCUCAUACGAUGAUUAUGGAACACUUCAAUACCUCAGAGUACUCAAAGACAAUGUUCAAUUCAAUGGUAGAUUCAUUGAUUUUGCAUUAGCAGAUGGUCGAACAACCUACUCACAAACACUACUCAUCAAUCAAACAUCAAUCAACGAUGAAGAGUUGGUUGCAAUGAUAGGUAUCACACUACCACAAUGUCAAUCAUGUGUACUCGAUCCAGAUUUCACACCAUUGCUUGUUGUCAACGAUAAAGAUGGUGACUGUUCAUCAACCGAUAACAACAAAUGGAAGAUUAUUGUUGGCAGUGUAGUUGGGGGUAUUAUUCUAGUAUCGAUAAUCACAACAACUACAGUUUACAUUAAAAAGAAGAUAGUCUUUAAGAAACACAACAAAAAGUUGGAGAUGAAAUUAAACCUCCAAAGACUUUAG